Vigna radiata var. radiata (mung bean) is the source of this 1684-nucleotide messenger RNA. Its product is annotated as proline-rich protein 4. The coding region runs from base 117 to 1277 and encodes 386 amino acids. The record is from RefSeq and is a predicted model, not a curated record. NCBI's taxonomy places the organism in Eukaryota, Viridiplantae, Streptophyta, Magnoliopsida, Fabales, Fabaceae. The transcript is spliced from 2 exons.
CAGUAUACUCACACUUCCCAUUCUACCAUACAAGAGCUUCUUAGUUCUAAGUGUACCUUAUUAUUUUCUCUCUAUAUCGUUAUUAUAGUCAUCAGGAACUGUAGUUGCAGUUCCUUAUGCAGGUUUUUCCUCGGCGCCAAGGAGCACUUUUGUGCUUCUGGUUGUCUGUGUUAUUUCUGGUAGUAGGCUUCUGCUAUGGCGACCACACUACAGUCCAGGUAGUUGGACUCGGAGAAUGCACAGACUGCAAUGCUAAGAAUAUUAAAACUAGCCAGGCUUUCUCAGGACUACGUGCAACAGUAGAGUGCAAAGCAGCAAGUGGGGACUUUGAAAGAAGAGGGGUUGGUGAGCUUGACGAAAAUGGAAACUUCAAAGUGUCCCUUCCACAUGACAUUGUGAAAGCUGAUGAACUCAAAGAAGAAUGCUAUGUUCAGUUACUCAGUGCAUCAGCUGCUCCUUGUCCUUCCCAUGAUGGCCCUUUUAGCACCAAAAUUGUUAUCAAGUCAAAAGGUGUCGAUAAACACAUACUUGGUCCUGCUGGAAAACUCAAGUUUUCUUCAGAGACAUGCGCUUCUGCUUUCUUCUGGAAGCACCACCCUCUCAUUCCUAAGCUUCCUCCUCAUCCACCCAUCACCAUCCCUCCAAUAGUAUUUCCACCGCUUCCACCAAAGAUUUUCCAUAAACAUCCUCCACCUGUGUAUACUCCUCCGCCUGUAUAUACUCCUCCACCUGUAUAUACUCCUCCUCCUGUUGAACCUUCUCCUCCUCCUAAGCCUCCACCCAAGGAGCCUCCAAAACCACCAAAACCAUCCCCCCCAAAGGAGCCUCCUCAUCCAAAACCACCAAAGCCUCAUCCAAAACCACCAAAACCAUGUCCCCCAAAGGAGCCUCCUCACCCAAAACCACCAAAGCCUCAUCCAAAACCACCAAAACCAAGUCCCCCAAAGGAGCCUCCUCAUCCAAAACCACCAAAGCCAUGCCCUCCAAAGGUUAAGCCUCCUCCUCUUCCACCAAAACCACCAAAGCCACCACAGGUCAAGCCUCCUGUUCCACCACCCGUUAAGCCUCUCCCCCCACCGGUUCCAAAGAAGCCAUACCCACCAAAGCAUCCACUUCUUCCUCCACUCAAGCCACAUCCACAUCCACUUCUUCCUCCACUCAAGCCACACCCACUUCCUCCACUCAAGCCACUUCCACCUCUUCCCAAAAUUCCUCCAAAGCACUUUUUCCAUCACCCCAAAUGGCCUCCGGUUCCACCAUCUUCUUCUCAUCCUUAGGCUAUAUCGCAGAGCUAGAUUACUCUUGGGUCUACAAUGCGUGCAUGUGUCUUUUUUUUAAGCGCUUUCCCUGUGAUCGACGAUUGAGGAAGUCUGUUGUUGCAAAUAAAGCCUCCCGAAGGAUAUUGCAUCUGAUGUGAAGAAAACAUCAGCUAGAAAGGAGAAAACAAAUAGAGCGUUUGAUUGAGAAGUUUGAAAUGUUUAUUUGAAUUUGAGUGUGAUAAGUUGCUGUGCUGAAUGAGCAAAGUUAGAGAACCCUAGAUAUUCUAUUUGUCCUUGAAUUAUUAUUUCUGGUGUAGAUAAGUGCAGUGUGAUGGGAUAGUUAAGCCUUCAUUAUGUCAUUUUCAGAGUAUAAGAAUUUAUAUUUACCUAUGAUUAUUUAAUAGUCACAGGCUUUUAAUAUGUUC